Staurois parvus is the source of this 304-nucleotide messenger RNA. The record is from the annotation of a GenBank genome assembly. NCBI's taxonomy places the organism in Eukaryota, Metazoa, Chordata, Amphibia, Anura, Ranidae.
UCAUGCUGCUGCCAGGUCCAGAGUGUCUCAUGGGUCCCUGUACGGCCUCCCAUUGCUGCUGUCUCCAUCGCCACACUCUGCCAUGUGCCACUUUCAGGUCUCCUCACACUGCUGGUGUGUUCCAUUUUUUGUCAUAGGGUGCUGGCAGAAUACGGGGCCUCCCAUAGCUGCUGCCAGGCCCCUAAUCUGCCAUGGGCCCCUGUACCGCCUCCUCAUGCUGCUGCUGCCAGGUCCAGAGUGUCUCAUGGGCCCCUGUACGGCCUCCCAUUGCUGCUGUCUCCAUCGCCCACACUCUGCCAUGUGC